GAGGGCGGGCCUGGGCAGAGCUCGCGAGAGGACAUGUCCGCGGCGGCGGCGGGCGAGGGAAUGUGCUGAAGCAGAUACUAUCAAAGGAAGAUAAAAUAUAAGUUUUAUCGACUAUAGCGUGGUUAAGAGACGGCUUGUUCUCCCUGUCUCCAGACGACUUAACACAAUGGAUCACUUAGGGACAGCGGAUGCUGAGGACGAUUCUGGAUCGCUAACACAUCUUGCUCCUAGUCCUCAUAGCGAAGCAGUUGCACAUGAGUUUCAGGAACUCUCAUUGCAGCCCAGUCAGUAUUUACCUCCCCUUAAUGAACGGAAGAAUGUACUUCAGCUAAGGCUACAGCAAAGGCGGACACGAGAACAGCUGGUGGACCAGGGCAUCAUGCCACCUUUGAAAAGUCCAGCUGCAUUCCAUGAGCAGAUAAAGAGCCUGGAACGAGCCAGGACUGAAAAUUUUUUGAAGCACAAGAUUCGCAGCAGACCAGAUCGGUCUGAGCUGGUCAGAAUGCACAUCCUUGAAGAGACAUUCGCAGAGCCUUCACUACAAGCCACUCAGAUGAAAUUGAAGAGAGCUCGGUUGGCAGAUGAUCUGAAUGAGAAGAUUGCUCAGAGGCCUGGCCCUAUGGAACUGGUAGAAAAAAAUAUUCUUCCUGUAGACUCCAGUGUUAAAGAAGCAAUUAUAGCAGUUGGACAAGAGAAUUAUCCUCAAGCUUUGGAUGAUUAUUCAUUUGAUGAAGACAGCAGUGAUGCUUUAUCACCAGAUCAGCCAGCUAGCCAAGAAUCCCAGGGUUCCACAGCUUCCCCUGGUGAGCCAAAAGCAAAUGACUCACCAUCACCAGUAACAUCAAAUGCUCCUACUUCAACACAGUAUCCACCUUUAACCUCUCCAGUUCCUGAAUUCCUUAAAACUCCCCCAACAGUUGAGCAAAAUGUCACACGUUCUACUACUACAACCACCCUAACCACAAAUACUGUAUCUGCAGCAAAGCCUGGGCCAACAUUAGUAAAGCAAAGCCACCCAAAAAAUCCAAAUGAUAAACAUCGGAGCAAGAAAUGCAAAGAACCUAAGCCAAGGGUGAAAAAACUGAAGUAUCAUCAAUAUAUUCCACCUGAUCAGAAAGGUGAGAAGAAUGAACCACAGAUGGACUCCAACUAUGCUCGUCUGCUACAACAACAGCAACUGUUUUUGCAGCUGCAGAUCCUGAGCCAACAGCAACAGCACUACAACUACCAGACAAUUCUACCUGCACCACUGAAGCCACUGAAUGACAAACAGAAUAACAAUGGGAAUACGCCACUGAAUACUUUGAACAACAGUACACCAACAUCAGUUGCCAGCUCACCAAGACAGAACAGUAAUACUCCUAGCAGGAAACCAGGACCACUACCUUCCAGCUUAGAUGACUUGAAGGUAGCAGAGCUUAAAAUGGAGUUGAAAUUAAGAGGAUUACCGGUGUCCGGAACAAAAACUGAUCUUAUUGAGCGUCUGAAACCUUAUCAAGACGUUAAUAACAAUGGGGUCACUACUAGUAGCUCUGUUGCAGUAACCACUUCUACUGGAGCUGCAUGUAACACUGCAGAGGUGACUGUGGCAUUUCCUGCUACAACACUAAACAAAACAGUGGUUAAUACUAUGUCCAGCUUUCCUCCAGAAAAGACAUCUACUGGACCUGGCAGCAAAGCAGUAAAUACUGAAAACACUAACUCUCCGUUGCCUAUAUCACCCGCUCCUUCAGAACAAUCUAGUCUAAGCACAGAUGACACUAGUAUGGCAGAUACUUUCACAGAAAUGAUGACCAUGAUGUCACCAUCCCAGUUCUUAAGUACUUCACCACUAAGAGUGAAUGUUAGUGAUGAUAAUCAGAAUCGUAGCAGUGGAAGCAUCUCAAGCAUGGAGUUUGAUGUAGCAGAAAAAGACCGCAAGCUUCAAGAAAAAGAAAAGCAGAUUGAAGAGCUCAAAAGAAAACUGGAACAAGAGCAAAAACUCGUGGAAGUACUGAAAAUGCAACUUGAGGUUGAAAAACGGGGACAACAGCAACUGUCUCAGACUUCUAGUAACUCAGCUGUUUUGGAUCAGAAGCAAUUCAGUGCUGCUAUCAAAGAUGAAAAAGCUCUUAUUGGCUGCUCCAGUACAAGUCAACCUGUAUCCGUGGCUAGUCAUUCUUCGGGACAAUCAAUAUACACUAGUGGCCAGAAUCCAGUUGCCAAAAAGGCAGUUAUUAUCAAGCAGGAGAUACCUGUGGCCAAAGCUGAAACUCAGAAUGCCAUUUCUCAAUUUUAUGUUAAUCCACAGAGGCAGCCACAAACUGCAGUUGUUGCACAGCCUCAAGCUUUACUAACAACUCAGGGAGCAGCACAGCUGCUCCUUCCACUAUCUAUCCAGGGACCGAAUUCUACCACUUCAGUGCAGCUACCAGUUGGAAAUAUAAAGUUACAGGCUCAAUCACAAGCUGGAAUACAGACCCCACCACAAACACCUGCUCCUCUUGCCUCCUCUGGCCUGGUCCAGACAGCACCUCAGAUGCAUACUCCACAAUCAAAACAAAAUGCCAUCAUGCAGCAUGCACUUGGUCAGGCUCAACAAAUCAGAAAGGUUUUCCCACCUACGACAUCAAAUACAGUAUUUCCCUAUCAGACUCCACCAGUUACAACACCUUCACAAUCUUUUAUUAAUAAAACAUCAAACUCUAACAUUCACACUGCUAGUAACCAGGCUCCACCUGUGCAGAAUGGACCUGCUACUCCUAGUAAGCCUGGCUCUCCAUCUCAGGCCCAGCCUUAUAUUGUUCAACAGUCUCUCUUCAACAACACAGUUUCCAAGACAAAAGAUCCCCCCUGUUAUGAAGAGGCCAUAAAACAGACCCACAGUAUUCAAGCAGCUCCCCGUGAGAUUUCCAGUGCACACAGUCAGCAAAUGGACGACCUUUUUGAUAUUCUCAUCAAGAGUGGAGAGAUUUCCCUUCCAAUAAAGGAGGAACCAUCUCCCAUUGCUAAAAUGAGACCAGUUACAGCCAACAUCACUACAAUGCCAGUGAAUACAGUGAUAUCCCGCCCACCACCACAAAUCCAAAUGGCACCUCCUGUGUCCUUAGAACCAACCAACUUGUUAAUAAGUUUGGAAAACCAACUUGAAGCUCUCUUGGAUGGAACUUUACCUUCAGGUAAUGAAAUCCCACAACUGACAAGCAGUAAUGAGGACAGAGAAUCAUUUUCUUUAAUUGAGGACCUUCAGAAUGAUCUGCUUAAUCACUCCAGCAUUUUAGAUCACAAUCAUUCACCCAUGGAAACCUCUGACCCACAAUUUCCCACUAAUAAUUCUUGUCUAUCUCUUGACCUUCCUGACACAAAUUUAGACAAUAUGGAAUGGUUAGACAUUACGAUGCCCAGCUCCUCAUCUGGACUCACUCCUCUCAGUUCUACUGCCCCCAGUGUGUUUUCCACUGACUUUCUAGAUCCGCAAGACCUGCAGUUGCACUGGGAUUAAGCUACAGCCAAUGAGAACACAGCUUGCAUACCUGUUUACAGCAUAGGUCCAUUCUUAGAUGAUUCUGGUUGCAGUUGAGAGUUUGAGAAAAAUUAACAGAAAUGUUUGGAAGAACAAAUGCUCGAAGCUAAUUCCUUAUUGAUGUUCAAGUUUACAACAAUAAAUUAAUUUAUGCUCUUCACGCUCCUAUCAUUAAUGCAGGUCAGGGCCCUUGAAAGCUGUAGUUCACAAGUCAAAGGAUGAUUGUACUUACUGAUUAAGAGUACCCCAAGGAAAAUGCAUCACAAAUGUAUAAGAAAGAAAUAGUAUGACUGACUUUGUAACACUUAAACAAAUGACACAAUGUGGCUAAUCUUAGAUAAGAAAAAUAAGUGAGACUUCAACUCUCUGUAUUGACACAGUGAGCAGCUGUAAUUUGUGGGAAGGUGAGAUAUCACUGCACUUCAUUGUUCCUGUGGAUAGCCUGAGCCAGGUUCAAAAUUUUUGUGAGGGCAAAGGCAAGUAGAAGCACUGACUGGUUCAGUGAAAUUUCAUGUAUCUAGUGUCCUAAUUUGCUCAAGCUGUUUUUAUAUUUUGAUUUUGUGGUUUUUGAAACUCUUCUCCCAUUCUUUAAUUCUGAGGGAAGAAUUUAACUGCAUCCGAAGGGAUAUUAAGUGUAACUGCAAGAAAUCCACUGUAGCUAGGCCAGGUAAUAAUGAGAACACUGAAUUUUCUAGAGCAAUGCUUUUGAUUUAAUAGCUAGGUUUUAAUGUGUAUAUCAGACAGUUAUUUGUAUACUCUUUCAACUUUGUAUUGUUUAUUUUUGUGAACAGAGGGGAACAGUGGUCCUCAAAAAAAAAUCAAAAGAUUGUAAUAUUGGAAAUAACAAAUCCUAUUUUAAUUUGUGCUUGGGGAUAUUGUUAGAAUAUUCAAUCCAGUAUCUCAGCAUAUUAAAAAAUUUUGAGGAAGCAAAAAAAUGUAAUUAAUCCUGUUGCACAUUCUUAUCUUGCAAACAUCUAUGCAAGAAUAGUCCCAAAGACAUCAGUAAAAAAUCUGUGUAGGAUUAGGCCCAGAGUUGCAGGGGACAGUACUGACAGAACAACCAUAAUUUCUUAAUGAAUGCUGUAUCUAUUGAACAGCUUCAUCUACCACUACUUAACAAAUUCUGUUUAUCUUCCUUUGUGUUAAGUAAGAACCCUAAAUAGCCCUUACUGAAAACAAUAAAAGGUAAAUAAGUAGUAUCAACAUAUCACUGAACAGUGUAAGAAGUGAAACAGAUAAUAGCAAAAAUUAAAUUCUUACAGCACAGCAUGUGAAAAAGUAAUUAAUAUUCUUUUCAGUGAUAUUAUGAAGGUAGUCAGAAAAAUAAGCAAAAAAUUAAAACAAGAAUAAAAUAUGUUGAAAUUCUGUAGUUAUCUCUCAGAUGUUAGCAGUUAGAUACUGCAAUAGAUGAUAUACACUGAUAAUCAGACAUAAAAUAGGAAUUAGUUCCCAUUAAGGAAUUUCCAAAUUAAGAUGAAAUAGGAAACUAUUUCCUUCAUAACACAUUUCUAUUAUGUUUUCUAGUGUGAAAACUGAUCUCAUUUCACAACUCUUUCCUUAUCACCAGUCUUCAAGAAUAGUGCUGUAGGAACUAAUGAAAAAGUGUUAUGAAGCUUUUGCCUACUUCUUCGAGUAAUGAUCUGCAUCAAAGAUACAUUGAAAACAAAAAGUAGCUGUUAGCAACAAGUUUCACAUUAAAAAGAAAAAGUUAAUAUCAAACUAUAUUUUAAAUUUUUUUGCCAGAAGUAGUUGUGGAAUUAUCUGCAAUUUUAGUGUUUCCAGAUUUCCAGUGCAUUCUGUUUUAGUAAUACUACAGAAUUCCAUUGACUGCAGAUAAAAUAAUGGGCUGUAUCAUUGAUUCAAGGCUUAAAUUGGGAUUAUAUGUUUGCAUCAUACCAGUUAUUAGUAUUCUAAAUCUUUAUACCUUCAACAGACUGAUAGUCUAGAAUUUAAUUUAAAAGUAGACACAAGAAAAUAUCUAUCAGGGUUGUCAUAACAGCAGAUGAAGCUGAAAGACAUACCUCCUAAUCCCUUCUUGCUGUGCCUGCAGUACUCGAGUACGAUAUAAUAUAUGGACUGCCUGCCUUUAAUUAUGAUGGUAUAGGAUUGUUCGCUAAUACUGAACAAAUACAUUCAACUUAGCAUUCCUUUUAAAAAUAUUUUCUUGGGCGCUAGUAUUCUGAGAUACUAAGUGCUCUCAGAUGUUAUUAGAAUUUGUCUUUUAAAGAUGACUUUCUUGUUUUGUUCAGAAGAAUCUGGAUGAAAUUUAUAGUAUUCUAUAGUACUGUCAAUUUAUUGCAUGUUAUAACUAGACAUAUCUCGGUGUCAUGUGUGGCAUACAACGUGAUAGCAGACUGAAGAAAAUAAUAAGAUUACCCCUCUUUGACCCUGCGUUCUGAUUAAAUAAGAAGCAAACAAGUUAAUUGUUUGAGGACAGAUUAACCUAGAGCAACUGUACUGUCAUAGUCAAUGUGCAUGUAAAUAUAGCUUGAAACUGGCAAAGUCAUCUUGCUACAGAACUACUCUCAUUGGCAGUGUAGAAUGUUAACUAAUCCAUGGAAUCUAUGUGCAGAAGUAAAUCCAAACAGUUGAGAUGUGUUGUUACCAGUACAAUAUAGCUUUCUACCCUGAAAGUUUAUUUGAAAAAAAAAUUUAAAUAAAAAAAGGGAUCAUUUUAGUUUUUAAAGUACGACUAUUCUAGUGUAGGAGAUGUGUGAUUAUUUUUUGUACAUUUCAGAAUUAUGUGUAUUAAAACCUUAAAUAUAAUGGUUUGCUUUAGACUUUGUUCUGAAAUGUGAUAUAUUUGCUAUAGGUAUAUAUGCCUGUUACAGCAGAAAUAGAUUUUGCUUUUGUGUGUGCAUGUUUUACAUGAUAAUUUUUGUAACACAAAUGCAACACAUCUUUGAAAUUUAACAGUGACUGUACAGUUUGAUUGUACAGAAUUGAAUAUUUCUCAUUAUGAGAACAGUUGCAAAGGAAUGCACUGGCACAAAAUUUUCCAUAUAAUGGCUGCAGUAUGCUAACAGAACACAUGUCGUAAAUGUGCUGUUAGUAGAUGCUUAUGAAGUAAUUAAAAUUAUUUUUAUCAGAAUGAGAUUCAAAAGUUGGCGUUUAGACAUCAACACAUGGAGAAAGCUCAGACACACAUUUUACAGGGCUAAUGUUAAUAAAGAAAUGUUGCACCCUGCAUUUAAUACAGAAAUGGUAUUGUUAUGCACUUUUAGUGCCAUUCAGCAUUAGUUAAUGCAAGUAAGUUUACAGGCAAAACUUCUACUUAACAUCAUAAAUAGUUAAUAAAUCAUUAUUACAAAUUUAGUGUUUUUCUCUGAGAAUAGAAUGAAUUUAUGGCAGUUGUUCUCUUCACAAGUUUAAGGUCUAAUCCAACCAUGUGGGUUUGGAGAAUUAGGCCUUGAAAAAGCUGACACACACCUUUUAGAAAUAAUCGUAACUUAAUACUGAAAUUAAUCUUUUUUCAAUGUAUUUCUAAAUUCACCAGCAGGAGUCAUCCUCAAGGAAACAGGUUAUCAAAAUAGAAGUUUUGAUAUCAAACUUCCUUAUGUUACAUAAUCUCAAACAUUCAGAUGCCUGGAAAGUAUAGGCACCAAAACUGAAAACCAAGCACAAGCUGUUGACCUGCUUUCAAGGCAGAGAAAAUACAAUCACAAAAUAUGUUUAACUGGAAGGGCAUUAUGUAAUCAAAACACAAUAAAGCUUCUUGAUGUAUUCAAUUAUUAUUAGAAUGGCAUCUUCAGUGUAUUUUAAAUUUAAUCAAAUUCUAUUAAAACUGGAAAAAAAUAUCGCUAAUAAACCUUGUGUUGAAACAUUUUACGUUAAUUAAAUUGCCAUUAGAUGACUUUUAGACCAUACUACAGAUUUUUUUAAUAUGAGGUAUGUGGAAUGGAGUUGUUUAUAUUAUAUACAUGGCCAAUAAAGAGUAUACUUAAAACCUGAACCUGAAAUAAUCUCAAAUAGUCUUUUUAUACCAGUUUGCUAGGUAUAAAUCUAAAGUGCAAAAAAGACACCUGCAUCCUUCUGUAGUGUCUGAUACUGAACGUAAACACUUUUUUUAAAAAAGCACAUAAAUGCAUUUGUAGAAAUCUAGCCAAAAAGUUAUUAUAGCUAUGAGAGCAAAAUUUCACUAAAAAGCAGGGAAUAGUUACCUACUAUAUCAUUACACUAUUUUUAUAAAAAAUACCAUUCAUAUAGUCAAAAAGACAGCCUACAAUAUACAAAAUUUUAAUAGGAACCAAAGCAUUGCCAUUUAUAUUGCCAAAGGAGGCACUUUGUAUUUUGAAGCAUAGGAAAGUGAAUCUCCCAAAAUAUUACCUGUAAUUUUUUAAAAUUUAAAGGAUGUAGAUAUUUUUAAAGCUGUUUUUGAUGUUUAACAGUACAGGUUUGUUUUUGUUGUUUGAGAAAUUUGUAUUAAGUAAUAGCACAGGCUUUACUCCAGAUCGGAUUUUUCUUCACUGUAUAGCUUGCAGUAGAAGUAACGCUAACCCUAGCAGGUGUUUCUCUUCUUAUUUUCAUAGUCAUUAUUAUGUCUUAGCAUCUCAUUUUGUGAAAAGAAGAAGAUAGAUACCUCUCUCUAGGGCCCUCUUCAUUUAAGCACUACUUUACUAAAUACAAAUUAUGGCAAUCAGGGCGUUAUGUAUUGCCUUUCUAUAAGAAACCAUGAUGCCUUUGUAUUUGCUGUUUGCACCCCUAAAAUCAAUUCCAUAUGUCUGAAUGCCAUAUGUUUUGCACAUUGUACUGUAUAUUUGUAAUGCAUACUGUAUUUUUAUAUGUGUAGUACAUUUAUCAAAUAUUUUGUACAUAGUGGCAAUAUUGUAGCUACUGAGGAAAUGUUUGAUAUUUCAGCAUUUUUGCUAAGUGUCUCAAUAAAA
Molecule: messenger RNA, 8385 nt
Organism: Rhea pennata
Lineage: Eukaryota; Metazoa; Chordata; Aves; Rheiformes; Rheidae
Gene: MRTFB
Product: myocardin related transcription factor B
Exons: 17
Coding region: 167-3481 (1104 amino acids)
Biological process (GO): positive regulation of transcription by RNA polymerase II; smooth muscle cell differentiation
Cellular component (GO): nucleus
Molecular function (GO): transcription coactivator activity
Source: RefSeq, a predicted model, not a curated record